This is a messenger RNA of Aureobasidium subglaciale EXF-2481, 1180 nucleotides long. RefSeq lists its product as uncharacterized. The record is from RefSeq and is a predicted model, not a curated record. The transcript is spliced from 3 exons. Bases 184 to 1128 code for a protein of 314 amino acids. NCBI's taxonomy places the organism in Eukaryota, Fungi, Ascomycota, Dothideomycetes, Dothideales, Saccotheciaceae.
AAAGCGAGAGGUAUAGAUUGAUCUGCACCCAACCUGGAGAAAGCUUGCUCGUAACCAAAUCCUUCCCCAUACCGCCAGCCAUCUCUUGUAUAUUGCAUCUCGGGGACUAAUCGAUUCUUACUGGCAAUGGUCCCCGAGAUCCUUGUAGUCUCGUAUAAGGAGCAACGACAUUUUUUCGCAACAAUGGCCAGAGUCAGGAACAUCGGAGGCCUGCUCGCACUCUUUCAUCUCGUCGCUCCCAUAAGCGCGUCGGGAACAUGUUACAAGCUCAAUGGAGACGCCGCCUACAAAGAUUUUAUACCCUGCAAUCAGUUCAGCGGCGCAACGUCGUACUGCUGCGGCGCAAACCGUCAGAACACCAAUGCGACCUAUACGAACGAUGUCUGCAUGACAAACGGCCUCUGUCAAGCAGUAGCCGAGAUCGACGGCGUCGAAGAAUACAGGUACUUUCGCGAGAGUUGUUCGUCAACGAGCUGGCCUUUGGACUCUUGCUUGAGAAAUGUGUGCACGACGCCAGAUCAGAAUGAUGUCAAUGGAAAUGCUAUCAUGACACCCUGCGAUGAUACGAUGUACUCUCAAACCUGGUGCUGUGGAAAGAACAACACCGCUUGCUGUGGCACAGACAGUGCAAUCACGUUACCAGCCAUGAUGGGCGCCACUGCCACUUUGACAAAAUCUUCGAAACCAUCUUCCACCUCUUCCGCCUCCUCCACCAUCUCUACGUCGAGCACGAGCGAUCUCCCAGCAACCACAUCCACGAAUCCUAGCCCGUCAAACUUCGUCAUAACAGCUUCCUCCACCCCAUCAUCUACGCCAUCAUCCUCGCCCUCGAAUACCGGCCUGUCCACAGGCGCUCAAGCAGGUAUCGGCGUCGCCGUAGCCCUCCUAGUCCUCAGCGUCCUAGCCGGAGCCUUCUACUACCUCCGCCGCCGCCGCGCAACUCCCAAACUCCUCCCCACCGACACGAACACGAGUCUGAUGACCAUCCAAUCACCUCAAAGCUAUCACGAUGGCAAGGAUAUGUAUUUGACACCGCAUGAGUUAGAUUCUAGAGCCGUGGGACAUGAGUUGGAUCCUGCAGCUGGAGUUGGCGAGGUGGAGGGGGAUGUUGUGUUCAAGAGAUCGUGAUGCGUGGGAAGGUAAGUAGAUUAUGCAGAUAAUGUAGAUGAUCCAAUAGAUG